AUGCGCGAUUAUCCCUCAGUGCCAAAUGUUUUUCGUGUGGCAUCCUCGCACAGUGUUGACACAGAUCCAGCGACUGUAGUCGGUGCCAAUGGCAACGGUGAUAUAAAAACGGCAAAUGCUAAUUUUUCCACAAGCCAGUUAAGGCAACACAAACAAAAACAACAGCAGCAACAAAAUGGCAAUAUUAGUGGUCACCAGCAGCCAUUAGUUAAAUCCAGUCAGCAUUCCUCGACGGCAGUAAUAACAGCAUCAUCAACAUCAUCGACAGCAGCAGCCGUUUCAAAUCAUGCCACAAUUUCAGUGGCUGGGACACCGGCAACAACGACAUUAUCUUCGUCGGCGUUAUUAUCAACAUCUUCAUCAAGUCUAUUGAAAACAUUUGCUGCUGCAACUAAACCAAACGAUGAUUCCCAACAACAACAACGUCUGCAGCAACAACAAUACAAACAUACGGCACAUGCUUCGAUAGAGAAACCAUCCGUUGGUAGUGGUCUACUGGGCACGUCACAAUUGUAUCAGCAUUCACCCUAUGCCACAUUGCCAAGGAAUCCCAUUAAUAUUUCGCAAUCGUCUUUGUCACUGCACUCGGUGGCAACGAAUGGCGGUGACAUCUAUGCUCGACAGCAACAACAUCAGAAUCAUAAUAAUUCUUUGAAUUCGAACAACAAACAAAAUUCAAUUGGCAACAGCAAUACAAAUAUUGCAACAACAUCGACAACUGUGGGCUCUGGCAACAAAAAUACCUCGGAGAAUAAAAGCAAUACUCUCGACGCCACUAAUGAGAAUAAAAUGAUGGGUGUUAUAAAUACAAUUUCCGGUAGUAUACCAUCGACAGGGUUUCCAGCCAUCGACCAUGGCAACGCCAAUCCCGGCCUAACCCAUAUAAGUGUGAAUGCACGUACCGUGUCGGUGGCCAGUGAUCUAAAUGCCAGCAUGAAUAAUUCAUGUACUAAUCUCAGUAAAUUGAAUGGUCUUUCACAGCAUCAGCAGCAGCAACAACAAAGACAUCUACAACAACAGCAACAGAAAAUAUUGCAACAGCAAUCAACAGCCAUGCCAACUCACCACCAGCAACGUGACUUCAGACAAGUUCCACCACAACUACCAACAACAAUCUCCAACAUGGAAGAAUUUACACCCUACCGACGGACCGUGGUAACGCCCUGUACCUCUGCCAUGGAACGUAAUACUGGUGGAUAUUUAUGGAUUAUAACACCUGUUGCUGCCAGCAUUUCUGUGGCAAUUGUCAUUGCUGCACUGGCCGGACCUCAGUGGCUCUUUACGGAAGAAAAACAACCGAAUACCAAUUACAAUGGUACCGCUAACUUUAAUGUCCUGGAUGAUGGUGCCUUUAUUACGCGUUACACUAAAUCAAGUCUUUGGAUUAUCUGUUCAACAGUUCAGG
This is a messenger RNA of Musca vetustissima, 1405 nucleotides long. RefSeq lists its product as uncharacterized. The record is from RefSeq and is a predicted model, not a curated record. The annotation marks the transcript as partial. Lineage: Eukaryota; Metazoa; Arthropoda; Insecta; Diptera; Muscidae. The transcript has 2 exons.